ACCAACAUAAUACCUGGGACACAACAAACCAGAGUCGAGGAGCUUCACAACAGAGCAACAGAAGAAAAACCUGCCAAUUAAAAGCUCAUAUAAAUGAACAAAAACAACCAAGGACAUCAUUUUAAAGUGGAUCAGUGACAGCAUGGUGCUGUAGAGACAGCAACUCAUUUCACGCUCCUUCACCAAAGACAGGAGGCUCUAAUUGAGGCGAUCCAGCAACGAAAGAAAAUUGACAGUGACUUCAUCAUGGAUAUUUUUGGCGGUGCUCCGCGUGUUUUGGGCUACCCCCGCCCUGUGCUGGCACAGUGCGGCACAAACGCCACACUAAGGUGCCAAAUUGGUGGUGACCCUCGUCCUGAUGUGAUCUGGGAGCGUAAAAACAUCCAGAUCUUGUCUGAUGGACACUACAAGCUUUCUGAGGAGGGAAAAGCUUACCUGCUGACGAUUACUGGAGUGACUCUGCAGGACGCUGGCCAGUAUAUUUGCAAGGCCAAAAAUAGCGUAGGUGAAACUUAUGCAGCAGCUUCACUCAAAGUGGAAGGAGAGGCCCAGCCACAGGAAGGGGUGCAAACACAAUUAGCAGUCAAUGGUAUGCAGCAAACGAUGAAAGAAAAUGGGGAAUUUUUGGGACACCAGAAUGGCUACACAGUAAGAAAUGGUGAACGCAGACAAGAAAAUGGAGAGGAGCUGAACGGGCACAAGCAGAAACGAGAGGAAGUUGAUUUAAUGUCUGACGACAGACCGCGAUUCCUCAUCAAGCCACUCUCUUUGCGUGUAGAUCGGGGAGAAGAUGCCGCCUUCUCCUGCAAAAUCUGGGGCACACCUUUGCCCGAGGUAACAUGGGAGAAAGACGGGAAGAAGCUGAACGACAUAUUCGAGAGUGCACACUUCAACGUGAGCAAUCAAGAUGGCGGCUGGUUCCAGCUCAAGAUCUACAGGACGCGCAUGCCAGACAAAGGCGUCUACACCUGCAGGGCCGUCAACUGCCAUGGCGAGGCCUUGGCUGGGGCCGUCCUUCUUGUCGAGCCCGUGCCGGAACGAGAGGAGAGUAAAAAGUCGUCAAAUGGUCUUACUAAUAGCCAGUGGUCGCCGAAGCAGAGAAGUGGGAGGUACAGUUUGUCGAGGGUCAUAGAGGAGCCACCCGUCAGCGUGUCUAAAGCCAAGAAGUUUGCAGUGGCAGAGGGGAAACACGCCAAGUUCCGCUGCUUUGUGACGGGGAAGCCCAAGCCCGAGAUCAUUUGGAAGAAAGAUGGGACUCCACUAGAACCCGGGAGGCGUCAUCUGGUGUUUGAGGACAGAGAGGGUUACUACACGCUGAAGGUCCUGUACUGUAAAGUGCAAGAUACAGGACUGUAUGUGUGUGCAGCAUCAAACGCUCUUGGAAACACCCUCAGUGCUGUUCACCUGUCCGUCAAAGGCCCAGCUGUGCGGUUCAGGUGUCCGUUAAGAGACGUAGAGGUGAGGGAGAGGGAUGUCGCCGUGCUAGAAUGUGAAGUUCCUGAUGAGUCGCAACCAUCUGCCUGGUACCUGGAGGAUCAGCGGCUGAUGCCCAGCAGUAAAUACGGGAUGGAGCAGAAAGGAGCUACAAGAAGACUGACAAUCCAUGAUGUUGGGACAGACGAUGAUGGAGUGUAUCUCUGUGAGAUGCCUGAUGGAGCAAAGAGCAUUGCGGAGCUCUCAGUUAAAGGUACUAUUGUUCGUAAACUUCCCCGGAAGUUGGAGGUUCUUGAGGGUGAAAAUGCUGCGUUCUGUGUGGAGGUGGAGAACGAUGAAAUGGAGAUCCACUGGUUCAAAGACGGUUUGAAGCUACAUGAGAGUCACCAGACGAUCCUGAAGUCUUUUGGCAAAACUCACAUUCUGGUCUUUGUCAAUGUGGCCUAUCAAGACUCCGGGGUAGUGACCUUUGUCGCAGGAAGAUCUAAGACCUCGUCACGACUCAAAGUCAAAGCCACAAGACAUUGUCCUCCGAUCUGCCCUGUCGGAGUGAAAAUGGAUGCAGAUCGACCCAACAGUGCCUUGCUCACCUGGGUUCCUGCACCCAACAGCCAGACCUCCACCCGAUCCAUCUUUGUUGUGGAGAGACAGGAAGUGGGCUCCCAAGAGUGGCAGAAGUGUUUCACCUCAGAGACAGCCACUUCAGCUGAGGUCGGUGGUGACAGCGUGCCAUGCGAAGGCCACUACAGGUUCCGUGUCUCUUGCAUGAACAAGUAUGGGCGAAGUGGCCAUGUGGAGUUCCCCAAAGCUGUUCAUCUGGUUCCUGGACCAAAGAUCUUCACUCGGCUCAAAGGCUGUGAGGUUUUGGAAGGAGAAGACGCUCACUUCUCCAUCGAAUUGUCUGCCACAAUGGUUGGAACCUGGUUUCUAAAUAGCGCUCAACUGCAGCAUGGCGGACGUUACACAAUAAAACAGUCCCAAACAAGGCACUCAUUGGUUAUCAAUGAAGCUUGCACCACAGAGGACGCUGCAGAGAUCACGUUCAUCGCCAAUGGAGUUCGGGAUUCAGCUGUGCUCAAGGUUAAACAGGCGGUGGUGAAAUUCAGUCCUCUGUCUGACUUAGACAGCAAGAAGAAGGUGGAAAUUAGUGACCCCAUUGUACUCUACUGUGAAGUGUCCCACCCAUUUGCAAAAGUAUCCUGGUACAAAGAUGGCAAGGAGCUCCAGGUGACUGAUGGCCUCAAUAUCCAGUCAGAUGGGAACAUGAGGAGGAUUGUGAUUGAGUCAGCUGACGAAUCUCACUCUGGAGUUUAUACAUGUGAAACUUCAGGAGAUGUCAUCAAAUUCAAUGUAGACGUUGCAGGUCCUUCUGUGAAGUUCAGUCCGGUCCCAGAAGAGGAGCUCCACAAGAGCAGCAUGGAGCUGGACCCAGUGGUGCUGCUCUGCCAUGUCUCAAGAGAUGAUGCUGAAGUUGUGUGGUAUAAGGACGGCUGUGAGAUCCAGCCCAGUGACAACAUCACUCUGCAGGCAGAGGGCACCAUGAGGAGGCUGAUCAUUCGCUCUGCAGAAGCCUCAGAUGCUGGCAGCUACACCUGCCAGGCUGGAGACAACAACAUGGAGUUUACGGUCAAUGUCAGAGAGCCUCCAGUGAUGAUUGUGGAACCUAAGGAUGAUAUUGUAAUGGAGAGUUAUGUCUCAGAGGAGACCCACCUGCAGUGCGAGUUGUCUCGUUCCGGCGGGAAGGUGCGGUGGUACAAGGACGGCCAAGAGGUCGAGGAAAGCAACAAUGUCCAGUUGAUAUCUGAGGGGCCUUACAGGAGGUUGACCAUCCUCAACAGCUCAGUGGAGGAUGGUGGAGAGUAUGUCUGCGAAACGGAUGGAGACUCUGUUUUUUUCCAGCUUAAUGUCAAGGAGCCACUGGUGAGAAUAAUUUCCCCUAGUGAAUCGGAGGUGGAACUGACCCAGUUGGCCUCUGAAAGGCUGGAGCUCAGCUGUGAGAUCUCCCAGGUGGAUGCCCAAGUCCGAUGGUACAAAGACAACCUGGAGGUAGAGGAGAGUCCUAACUUAAUCUUGGAGGUGGAGGGGGCCCAACGGCGCCUGGUUAUACCAAUAACCACUGUGGAUGACACAGCAGAGUAUAUCUGUGACACUGAAGAUGACUCUGUGGCUUUCCUUGUCACUAUUACAGAGCCACCGGUGACCCUUACUCGUCCUGAAAACAUGCCAGACACACUGGAGAGUUUUGCCGGCAAACCAGUCGUGCUGGAGAUCGAGGUGUCUCGGCCAAACGCUGAAAUCAAGUGGUGGCUUAAUGGCAGAGAAGUACAGGAGAGCAGUAACAUCACCAUCUCAGAGGACGGGUUCAUCCAUCGUCUGACCAUCCACUCCCCAACGCCAGAGGAUUCUGGGAAAUACACUUGUGACGCUGUUGAUGAUAAAAUUGAUUUUCAGGUCAAAGUUUCAGAGCCUCCAGUAAAGAUCCUAAGGAAGUCAGAGAUCAAGACAAAUCUUAAAUCCCUGAUUAGUGAUGACAUUGUGCUGGAGUGUGAGCUCUCCAGAGCCAACGUUGUCGCCAAAUGGUACAAGGAUAACUGUCGUGUUGAGGAUGAUGAAAGGUUCUGCCAAGAGGAAGAAGGGGCUUUCCGCUCAUUGGUCAUCCUCAACGCUGAACUCGGAGACUCAGGAGAGUACUUCCUGGAUGUCGGAGAUGACAGUAUUAGCUUCCAGGUUACAGUAGAAGAGCCUCCAGUGACAAUCGUGGGCAACUCAUAUGACCCUGACUACCAGGAGAUGGUGGCAGGGGACGAGCUGAUCCUGGCAUGUGAAGUGUCCCGUGCCAACGCCCCUGUGCAGUGGUACUUCAAUGACAGGCUGCUUACCAGUGACGACCGGACCUACAUCGAGAGCCAUGGCACUGUGAGGAAAAUUAUCAUCUCAAAUAUCCAGCACUCAGAUUCUGGAAAGUACGUGUGUGAUGCUGGCGGUGAUAAGAUGAUCAGCAUUGUCAAGAUUGAAGUGCCUCGAGUGGUGGAGUUCCUCACAGAGCUCCACAACACCACUGUGCUUGAGGGAGAAGACGCCACUUUCAAGUGUGUAGUCUCUCCGGAGGAUGUCCAGCUGGUCUGGCUCAUGGACAACGAGGCUAUCAACCUGGGGGAUCGUUUCCAGGCCCACCAAAAUGGCCUUUGCCACACAUUGGUUAUCAAGAAGUGCCAGAUGUUGGACUGUUCAAAGAUUACAGCAGAGGCCGAGGGACAAUUAACCAAAGCAAGCCUCAAAGUUCAGGAGGCUCAGAUCAUGUUUGUGAAGAAAAUGGAGGCUGUCAUGGCGGAAGAGUUUGGUGACGCCACCUUGGAGACAGAGAUCAGCCUUGAAACAGGAGAGGUCCAGUGGAUGAGGCAGGGGGUGGUCAUCCAGCCCGGACCCCGACACACUCUAGGCCAAAAUGGCCACAAACGCAGUCUGACCAUCCAAAACCUGAAUCUGUCAGACCGGGGAACCUAUCGCUGUGAGACCCUACAUGACCGGACGCAGGUCAAGCUCAAUGUAGAACCCCGUAAAAUCUCCAUCCGUAAAGGCCUGACUGACCAAGAAACGUUUGAACGAGAGACCGCCUCCUUCGAGGUGGAGCUGUCCCACACGGAUGUGGAGGGGAUUUGGCAGAAGGAUGGCAUCCGGGUGAAACCGAACAACCAGUGGCGGGUGAGCACCAACGGGCUCGUCCAUGGCCUCACCCUGUCCAACCUCACCCUGGAGGACACGGGGACGAUCGUCUUCUCAGCUGAAGGGGUGCGCACCACCGCCAGACUCACUGUCAAAGAGACUCCAGUGUCUAUCCUGAGAGGUCUAGAUGAUGUGCGUGUGGAGGAGGAAUUUCCAGCCACUCUGGAGUGUGAAUUCUCCAGACAAAUCAUCGAAGUUAGAUGGCUCAAGAACGGGACGGAGCUGAAGCCGGGGAAGAACUGCCGGAUCUACUCUAUGGGCCGGAAGCGGUUCUGUCAGAUCCUGCAGUGCAGCCUGGCGGACUCUGGCACCUACACAUGUGACACGGGGGAAAUCAGCACUUCCUGUUCACUGGAGGUUUUUGAACACAAGUUGGAGAUAGUUCACGACCUGGAGGACCUGGACAUCCAGGAGGACCAGAACGCUGUCUUCAUGUGUGAGGUUUCUCUGGAGGACAUCACUGGGGAGUGGUACAAAGACGGCCAAAGGAUCCGGCCCACCACCACCAUCAAGAUCCGCACUGAAGGGACCAAACACUUCCUCCUGAUGUGUAACGUCAAAGCUGAGGAUGCUGGGGAAAUCCGCUUUGUAGCCAGAGAUGUUGAAUCGACAGCUUAUCUCGAGGUAGAAGAACUCCCCGUUUCCAUCCUGAAACCCCUGCGAGAUCGAACAGCCCUGGAGAAACACCGCGUGAUCCUCGAAUGCACCGUCUCCACGCCUCGCGCCAGCGCCGUCUGGUACAAGGGCGAGUCAGAGCUGGCGCCCUCGGACCGGAUGGAGAUCCUGGCCGACGGCUGCUCCCACAAACUGGUGAUCCAGCAGGUGGCUGUGGCGGACGAGGGCACCUACAGUAUCGAGAUUGGGGAGCACACGUGCAAAGCCAAGCUGCUGGUGGAAGCCCAAGCCCUCAUAAUGGUGACAGAGCUGGAGAACGUGGAGGUAUUUGAGUCUGAAACGGCGUGUUUCCAGUGUGAGGUGUCAGUCGCCAUCAGCAAGCCUCCCCUCUGGACUCUGAACGGAGAGACCCUUCAGUCGGGCCCCUCAGUCCGCAUGGAAGACCACGGGACGGUCCACAAACUCAUUCUGAAAGACGCCAGCGUGGACAUGAGCGGCGUGGUGAAGUUUACGAUGGGAAAGGCCAAGAGCAGCGCCGAGCUGACCGUUACUGAGUAGAGAACGAGAGAGAAAAGCAAGUGACUGAGAGAAAAAGAAAGAAAGAAAGAAAGA
Molecule: messenger RNA, 6384 nt
Organism: Centropristis striata (black sea bass)
Lineage: Eukaryota; Metazoa; Chordata; Actinopteri; Perciformes; Serranidae
Gene: obsl1a
Product: obscurin like cytoskeletal adaptor 1a
Exons: 23
Coding region: 247-6330 (2027 amino acids)
Molecular function (GO): protein binding
Source: RefSeq, a predicted model, not a curated record